AUGUCGGCUACCGAAGCUUCGCCCUCUCCGGUCGGGACAAGGGACGAUCUACCCGCCCACGAAGAGCCCGACAGCUCAAGUACUCUGCCCUCCCUCCCCGAGGGCCAGAAUGAAAGCUCGAAAGACUUGGAACGAAAAGACGUGAUUAUGGAAGCCGUUGAGGGGGCACAAACCCCUGGUGAGCCCAGCGAUGGCGCAGCCGACUCAACACCCGCCGCUCAACCCCCACCAUCAACCCCGUCCCAAUCCGAUCCGCUUGCGGGACAGAUGGAGAAGCUGUCAGUGUCAGCAAGCGACGCGCCCGAAACUCUACCGUCUUUGCAGGCUAAUACACCUCCCCCGCCUACUCCGCCUGAGAAAGACGAUGCCUACAGACACUCAAACUCUACAACCUCCUCGGGCCCCGCGUUGCAAACAAAUGAGCCAAAUUCGGACCCAAGCUCCGAAAAGGAGCUACCAGAAGUGCCUAGUGAUAGUGAUGCAGAAUUAAGACAAGGGCGUCGAACUGGGCGGGCACGGGAUGAUAACGAUUCCCAGCCAGAGAUCCAGACCAUCUUGGGCCAAUUUCAGGACCUUGAUAGGACCACUGACCAGCAAGAAAUCAUGUCGCCUCGAAUGGAGCUUGCUGAGCAGUUCCGCGGUGGUCAGAACUAUUUUCCGCCUCGCAAAUCUAGUCUCGAUCAUACCAAGCCUCUUCUCUCCGGCUCACCAGGAUCUCACCCGCCGGUGAGCCAAUCCACUCCGGUCUCUCAAUACGUUCAGAUGUCCAUGGGCCCCGAUGAGCCCACUUUGACGCGGCGAUCAUCGGCUUCAACAGUACCGCCGAUGCCAGAGCCCGAGCCUGAUCAGCCGUUCGAUUUCCAUAGGUUUUUAGAACAGCUGCGUCAUCGAACCGCUGACCCCGUGGCCAAGUUUCUACGCUCAUUCCUCAUGGAGUUUGGAAAGAAGCAAUGGAUGGUGCAUGAGCAAGUCAAGAUUAUUAGCGAUUUCUUAGCAUUUAUCACAAAUAAGAUGGCUAUGUGUGAGGUCUGGCGGGAUGUUUCUGACAGCGAAUUCGAUAACGCCAAAGAAGGCAUGGAGAAGCUUGUCAUGAACCGUCUGUAUACGCAGACCUUUGCUCCAGCAAUUCCAGCUCCUCCAAGCAUUCCACGAAGUGUGAGUCGCAGUCGACGAAGAGAAAUUGAGAGGCUUCAUGGGCCAUGGCGGCGAGGUCAGCACCAGGAGGACAUCGAGCGGGAUGACAUCUUGGCGCAGAAGAUCCGCAUUUACAGUUGGGUCAAGGAAGAGCACUUGGAUAUUCCGCCUGUGAGCGGUGGCGGACGCCGUUUCUUAAACUUGGCACAACAAGAGAUUCUGAAGCUUAAUGGCUACCGGGCACCUCGAGAUAAAGUCAUCUGUAUUUUGAAUUGCUGCAAGGUAAUAUUUGGCCUUUUGAAAAAUUCCAAAAAGGCAGACACCUCCGCCGAUUCCUUCAUUCCGCUUUUGAUCUACGUGGUUCUGCAUGCGAACCCCGAUCAUCUCGUUUCAAAUAUUCAAUACAUCCUGCGCUUCCGCAACCAAGAUAAGCUCGGUGGCGAAGCAGGCUACUACCUUUCUUCACUGUCCGGCGCCAUUCAAUUCAUCGAGACAUUGGAUCGCACCAGUCUCACAGUCAGCGAUGAGGAAUUCGAGCGCAACGUCGAACAAGCCGUCUCAGCCAUUGCCGAACAGAAUCGCGAGUCUGAAUCUCUAGCAGACAAAUCCCCACCCCUACCAACAAACCCAGGCCCAUCUCAAUCCCAAGUCGGACCAUCUCGUAGAAACAAAUCUCCGUCUAGCGACGACGACACCUCCGCCCCCGUCGCAGGCCUCUUGCGCACCAUCCAAAAGCCCCUCUCCACUAUCGGCCGCAUCUUCUCCGACGACGGAGAGACCAGUACAUCUCAAGACCGCCCUCUCCAACCCGCCACAACACCCCAACCAGCCGUUGCGCCACCCCGUCUCACGCCUAAUGUCUACCAACCACCGCGUUCCAGCACCGAGAGCCGAAAGUCAAGCGACGAACGCACCAGGCCAUCGCAAGAUGGCAGCGGCGCCCAGAAGAACCUUACCCGUGUUCUGGAUGCACAAGAUGCAGCAGCGCGACAAGCUAGCGCCGAGGAUGCCGAAGCACGGCGCAUCCAGCGCACCGAGCAUGAUAAUGUCGUUGAGACCUUGUCCAAUAUGUUCCCCAAUCUAGACCGCGACGUCAUUGACGAUGUGGUCAAGAUCAAGGAGGGAAGAGUUGGUCUUGCAGUCGACGCCUGUCUCGCUCUUAGUGCGGAAUAG
Penicillium maclennaniae is the source of this 2307-nucleotide messenger RNA. Its product is annotated as guanine nucleotide exchange factor VPS9. Bases 1 to 2307 code for a protein of 768 amino acids. Lineage: Eukaryota; Fungi; Ascomycota; Eurotiomycetes; Eurotiales; Aspergillaceae. The transcript has 4 exons. Gene Ontology annotation, molecular function: ubiquitin binding; guanyl-nucleotide exchange factor activity; small GTPase binding. Gene Ontology annotation, biological process: vesicle-mediated transport. Gene Ontology annotation, cellular component: endocytic vesicle; cytosol. The record is from RefSeq and is a predicted model, not a curated record.